AUUUUGUCAGUUGUGUUUCGAGAAGCACUUGUGUUGGCCGUGUCAUUGUUCAAUUUGAUAUCGUGCGCGUAUUACGUGUUUACUUUCGAUGGUAAUUGUGUCUUCUUUGGAUGAUUUAAGGUCAUAUUGGAUAAGAAGUCGGGUAAGGUCGAGGCCCGCAAGACGAGAAAAUUCUGUCGUAAGCCCGAUAUCCAUAGUACGUAUCAGCUGAAAGGAAACUAUAAACAUAGUGCGCAUGCGUGGAACUAAUUCAGUGCCGCGUAGUUCAAUGACUCAUUAUACCAACAUUUCGCUUGGGAAACGCUAGUUGCACCCGUUAUGCAAAUAUUUUUAUAAGAACUGAUACAACAAAAUGACGCCGGGCGUAGAAGAUUCGUGUGUGACACAUUGUAAUAAUAACAUCGUACCGCUGUUGCCGAGAAAUUCAGUACGCUUGGAGUUUAAGAAUUUAACAUGCACGAUUUCAAUGAUUUCAAUGCAGAAGUUGGGAUUCGAAAAAAAGCAUAUCCUAAAGGGUGUCAAUGGAUGUUUCAAGCCUGGAGAACUGACGGCAAUCAUGGGUCCAUCAGGCGCUGGAAAAACUACUCUUCUCAAUAUAUUAGCUGGCUAUACAACUCAAGGCGCACACGGCGAGAUCAUUGUGAACGGAACAAGUUCGUGCGCAUCGAAAUCAGCUGGCAGGGGCGGCGCGCGAUACAUUCGCCAACAAGACGACCUCCGGAUACAUCUAACUGUAUACGAAUCCAUGUCUCUUGCAGCGGCUCUUAAACUGGCCGACUUCUCGUCAUACGAACGGAAAGAGAAAGUGUAUGAGGUCCUUUCGUUGCUAGGCCUCAGUGCGACGACACAGACAGUUUGUCGCGAUCUCUCCGGAGGUCAGAAACGGAGACUAGCCGUAGCAUUAGAACUAUUGUCAGACCCAUCAUUACUAUUCCUCGACGAACCUACUACCGGAUUAGACUCUGCAGCGUCGACUUCGUUGAUCGCAUUGUUAAGUGGCUUAGCGCGUGGUGGAAGAACCGUGGUAGCAACCAUCCACCAGCCUUCAGCACUGAUCUUUGAGAAAAUUGACACAGUCUACUGCCUCUCUGCGGGGAAGACGUUUUAUUCGGGAUCAAGGUCAAAUCUUAUACCGGCGCUGGAUUCUGCAGAUCUACGAUGCCCACCCUACCACAAUCCCGCCGAUUUUCUAAUGGAAUUGGCGUCUGGCGAAUAUGACGUUGACCUCGAGAAAGCUGCCAAGACAAUGGAGAGAUUUAAACCGGAACUGACAGCUACGCAAAGUGUCGAAAUACCUGUGAUAUCUACCCUACAUAAUCCUAUAACUUUAGAUACUAAGAAAAUUAAAGAAAAAUCUCUGAAGAGCAACGCCAAAUAUCAGCAAAACUGUUCCAAAAACAUGUACAGGCCAUCAGGUCCAUUUAGACAAACAUGGAUCUUAUUAUAUAGGAAUUAUUUAAUGACUACGAGAAAUUAUUCUCUAUUUAUGUACCGCGUGGCAGCUCACGUGGUAAUAGCACUAAUAUUCGGAUAUCUCUACCUUGGAGUUGGAAGCGAAGCAAGCAGUGUCUUAGGAAAUUAUGUAUAUUUGUAUGGGUCAAUGUUGCUCGUUGUCUACACUGGGAAAAUGUCUGUGACACUCUCAUUUCCUCUCGAGAUGGCGAUACUUAAAGGAGAAUACUUUAAUCGGUGGUACAGCUUAGGUCCAUAUAUAUUUUCAAUACUUGCUGUGGAAUUACCAUUUCAGAUGAUAUCUUGCGUGUCCUACGUAGUGCUAUCGUAUUGGCUGACUGACAAUCCUUUAGAGCCAAAUCGAGCUACUCUCUUCCUGGCAACUAUAGUUGCAACGUCGCUUUGUGCCCAGGCCUGGGGUUAUUUCAUUGGAUCGACGACACCAACCAAGAUUGCUGUUUUCAUCGGUCCAGUUCUUGCGUGUCUCUUCUCAGUGUUCGGAUUCUGUUUGGCUUUAAGAGAUACACCAUAUGCUUUCCGAUGGUUGCAUCAUAUAUCUUACUUCCGUGCAGGAUUCCAUUUAGCAGUUCAUUCCGUAUAUGGAUUCAAUAGGACAAAAAUGCACUGUUCUAAAAUUUACUGCCACUAUAUAACGCCGAGUACCUUCCUUAAAGAAAUGGACAUGGCUGAUAUAGAUGUAGGUAGUAAUAUCGCUUUAGUACUUUCCACCACAGUGUUGAUGCACAUACUCACUUGUACCGCACUUUGGUAUAGAUUAAACAAAAGAUAAUAAUUGUAUUCACAUUAUGGUUCGCCCUUAAUGCGGACUGUAGUUUAUAUUACAUAUAUGCUGUAUUAUGUUUGUACUUACAACGCCCGUUUUUUUUCUGAUGACAGUUGUUUUUUUUUAAUGGCUUUAAUUUGUGGGCACAAGGUAAUUCGCCAGUGUCGUGUAGAUGGAGAAUGCACGAAGGAGUUUUGUUUAUGAUAACUGAACGAUGAGUUUGAUAAUUGACACGUAUGUCUAACUCGGCUGUCUAUUGUUCAAUUUUUAUCUGAUAUUAAAAUGUGUAAUCUAUGUAAGUCUAGUGAAUUCUCAAACCUGGAGCUUUUCUACUUUUAUGACUGUCAUUACUGUAAUGAUGCAAAUUUCUUUGUUAUAUUUUUAAUUUCAAUGUUAAGAUGUCGAGAUUUAAAUCGAGUUUGUUCGAAGUCCUCAAGAUGUGGUGCUUUAAAAUUAGUCUAUUACAGUUUUGGUGUUGAAUACAAAUAGCACUGAAUUUUAGUAGCUGACUGCUUGCCUACAAAGUUCAAUACACAUUAUAUAAUCCCUAGAUAUGUGAAACCCUUAAAUCAUUGUUACUCUAGGGUUGAUAGUUAAUCGCUCUUGCCUCAAAACGGUGAUUGUUUUUUUUUAUAAUUUAUUUUUAAGGUUAGUUAUUUAGUUAUAAUAAUAUAAACAAGUAUUAGUACAUUAUUUAUUAUAUACUUGCCUUAAAAUAUGUUAUUGUUAACUUCCGUUUUAGUUAUAAGAUUAUUAUUAUAUAUUUAUACGUAUAGAGAAGUGGAAAACCAAGGAAUACCAAACAGUCUUAAGUGACGAAGCUAUGUCUUCGAAAUAAAAAUAUAAAAAGUAAUUAACAGUAGUUUAAACGUUGAGGAGACUAAACUUUUAGUAAAAUUCUUGUUGAGACAUUUCUAAAAGUCUCAAAUGUAUAGCAGUGAAUGUAGUUUUAAGUAUAGUAUUUAUAAUUUAGUAUAGAAUAUACUAAAUGUAUGCUCUGUAUGUCAUAGUAUCUAUCACUAAGGUGUAGGUGUUUUAAUUUAUAAAUGUAAAUGAUUUAUGGUAAUGCUAAGAGAUAAUAGGUUGAAUAAAAAGUAAACUUUGGUUCAAAUGAGCUGUGGCUUCAUAGAGAUAUGUAUUUCAGAAAUAUUAAAAAAAAACAAAAUAUAAAGAUUCUAAUAAAAUGUGUGACAAACGUUGAGCCUAAUGCUCGGUAUACAAACAAAUAAGUAAUUAAAAUUGAAUAGUACAAAUUAUAAUUGUAUUAAUAUGGGAUUCUCAUUAAAAGUUUAUUUUUUAUAAAAACUAUGCAUGAUGUUAAUUUAUGACCAAUAUCAGCCCUUGUGAUAAUAUUUGAACAAGAGAAGUACAAUAAUUAGACAAAGUGAUAACUCUUGUUGAUACCACAUCUGUAUUAUGCGAGAUACUUAAAAUAAACUAUUUUAUAUUUUUAA
Messenger RNA from Pieris rapae (cabbage white), 3690 nucleotides. Its product is annotated as ATP-binding cassette sub-family G member 1. Gene Ontology annotation, molecular function: ABC-type transporter activity; ATP hydrolysis activity; ATP binding. The transcript is spliced from 13 exons. Gene Ontology annotation, cellular component: plasma membrane. Bases 353 to 2242 code for a protein of 629 amino acids. The record is from RefSeq and is a predicted model, not a curated record. NCBI's taxonomy places the organism in Eukaryota, Metazoa, Arthropoda, Insecta, Lepidoptera, Pieridae.